Messenger RNA from Tinamus guttatus (white-throated tinamou), 3326 nucleotides. The record is from RefSeq and is a predicted model, not a curated record. NCBI's taxonomy places the organism in Eukaryota, Metazoa, Chordata, Aves, Tinamiformes, Tinamidae.
UGAGCGUUCCCAUCUCUCCUCAUUCACUAUGAAGUUGAAGGGCAAGUUUCAUUCACCGAAAAUAAAGAGGACGCCUUCGAAGAAAGGAAAGCAAGUUGAGCUGACAGUGAAAACGCCAGAGAAGUCAGCAAACAAAAACGUGUCAUGGCUAGAGGAGAAGGAGAAGGAGGUCGUAAGUGCCCUGCGCUACUUCAAGACUAUCGUGGACAAGAUGGCAGUGGAUAAGGAGGUGCUGGAGAUGCUGCCAGGCUCAGCAAGCAAAGUGCUGGAGGCCAUCCUGCCCCUGGUGCAGGCGGAUCCGCGCAUGCAGCAAAGUUCUGCCAUCUCGUCCUGCUACAGCCGGGUGUACCAGAGCCUGGCCAACCUCAUCCGCUGGUCCGACCAGGUGAUGCUGGAGGGCGUCAAUUCGGAAGACAAGGAGAUGGUGACCACAGUUAAGGGGGUCAUUAAAGCUGUUCUGGAUGGAGUCAAGGAACUGGUCAGACUCACGAUUGAAAAGCAGGAACAUCCCUCUCCCACAAGCCCAGCUAAACCCAGUUUACCAGCAUGUAAAUCUGACAGCCCGUCAGAACUUCCCCUCACGGAACGAGAGAUGGAGAUCCUCAACAAGACAACUAAUAUGACUCAAUCCAACGAGUUACUGACAGACUCCAUGGAUGAAGAGGUUGCACCUCCAAAGCCCCCCCUGCCCUGCAUUCGCGUGGCAGAAAACAGCCCUCCUCCAGCCUUGCCCCCUAAAAAACGGCAGUCAGCACCUUCCCCAACCAGAGUGGCGGUGGUGGCCCCCAUGAGUCGAGCCACGAGUGGGUCCAGUUUACCUGUGGGAAUCAACAGACAGGAUUUUGAUGUUGACUGCUAUGCCCAGAGACGGUUGUCGGGUGGAAGCCACUCCUACGGGGGAGAAUCCCCUCGCCUCUCGCCGUGCAGCAGCAUCGGCAAGCUCAGCAAGUCGGACGAGCAGCUCUCCUCCCUGGACCGCGACAGCGGCCAGUGCUCCCGCAACACAAGCUGUGAAACGUUAGAUCAAUCUGAUCACUAUGAUCCGGACUACGAGUUCCUGCAGCAGGACCUCUCCAACGCUGACCAGAUACCUCAGCAGGUGCCCGGUGUCCUCAGCCCGUUGCCAGAGUCCUUGGGCGAGUCUGGUUCCCCUUUCCAUGGACACACUUUCCAGCUCCCCCAGGGCAGCUCUCCGCCGCUGGAGUUCUGCAGCCCGACGGGAGCAGCGCAGCCGACGGAGACUCCUCCGGCGCUGCCGGAGAAGAAGAGGAGGAGCGCGGCCUCCCAGACCGCGGAUAGCUCGGCCUGCAGGGUCUCCUAUGAGAGGCACCCCUCGCAGUACGAUAACAUCUCGGAAGACGAUUUGCAGAACGCAGGGUCUGUCCUGUCAGUGCCCUUCACACCGUUCGCUGCUGUUUUGCCCUUUCAGCAAGGAAACUCUUCAGCACCAGCUGAAUUCAUUACUAACUUUGCUGCUCCAGAUUCUACCAGUGACCCAGAGAAGCCACCACCUCUGCCAGAGAAGAAAAACAAAAACAUGAUGGCAUAUAUGCAGUUCGUGGAAGACUACUCAGAGCCCCAGCCAUCCAUGUUCUACCAGACACCUCAGAACGAGCACAUCUACCAGCAGAAGAACAAGCACCUCAUGGAAGUCUAUGGGUUCAAUGACUCCUUUAUCAGCUUGGACCCCUCCCAAGACCUGGCACCUCCUCCUGCUCUCCCACCGAAACAGCGGCAGCUGAGUGAAAACGCCAGUGAGGAGGCUGGUGAGGGUGAAUACGUCAAUCUGUAUUCCUCUGGCCAGAGCAACGGGGAACUCCCUCCCUCUGAAGGAGAAUCUCCCUCCAUCAAAGACGGCCACUCCAAAGACUCCACUUCGAACAGCAGUGCCAUGGGGAAGGAAGGCAAAGAUGGUGCUGAAAGGCAGCAGCAGUCACCAGAUGCGUUGGAAUCGUCACAGCUGGAGGAAGAGGUAGAUGAGCUAUCCCUGAUUGACCACAAUGAAAUUAUGUCGAGGUUAACGCUAAAGCAAGAGGGAGAUGAUGGGCCAGAUGUUCGUGGUGGGUCUGGAGAUAUUUUGUUAGUGCACGCAACAGAGACCGACAGGAAAGAUCUGGUGCUGUACUGUGAAGCCUUUCUGACCACAUACAGAACAUUUAUUACCCCAGAAGAGCUCAUCAAGAAGCUGCAGUACAGAUAUGAGAAGUUCUGCCACUUUGCAGACACAUUUAAGAAGCGAGUCAGUAAGAACACCUUCUUCGUGCUGGUGAGAGUGGUGGAUGAGCUCUGCUUAGUGGAGCUGACAGACGAAAUUCUCAAGCUGCUGAUGGACCUGGUGUUCCGGCUGGUCUGCAACGGGGAGCUGAGCCUCGCUAGAGUGUUACGCAAAAAUAUCCUUGAUAAAGUCAGUCAGAAGAACAUGCUGAAAAACGCCAAUUGCACCAAACCUCUCGCAGCCCGUGGGGUGGCAGCCAGGCCAGGGACCCUGCAUGAUUUCCACAGUCAUGAAAUAGCUGAGCAGCUGACCCUCCUAGAUGCCGAACUCUUCUAUAAAAUUGAGAUACCAGAAGUUUUGCUUUGGGCAAAGGAGCAAAAUGAAGAGAAAAGCCCCAACCUGACACAGUUUACAGAGCACUUUAAUAACAUGUCCUACUGGGUCCGUUCAAUAAUUAUGGUGCAAGAGAAGGCCCAAGACCGAGAGAGGCUGCUCCUUAAAUUUAUAAAGAUUAUGAAGCACUUACGAAAGCUGAAUAAUUUUAAUUCCUAUCUGGCCAUUCUUUCUGCACUGGAUUCUGCACCCAUCCGAAGGCUGGAGUGGCAGAAGCAAACCUCAGAGGGCCUGGCUGAGUACUGCACACUGAUCGACAGCUCCUCGUCCUUCCGGGCCUACCGAGCAGCUCUGGCUGAUGUGGAUCCUCCCUGCAUCCCUUACCUAGGCCUGAUUCUGCAGGACUUGACCUUUGUUCAUCUGGGAAACCCAGAUUACAUUGACAGCAAAGUGAACUUCUCCAAGCGCUGGCAGCAGUUUAACAUCCUGGACAGCAUGAGGUGCUUCCAACAAGUACAUUACGACAUCAAAAGAAAUGAUGAUAUAGUGUCAUUCUUCAACGACUUCAGCGACCAUCUGGCUGAGGAGGCCUUGUGGGAACUGUCGCUCAAAAUCAAACCUCGGAACAUCACGAGGAGAAAAACAGACCGAGAAGAGAAAACCUAGGAGGAGGCUUCGUGCGAGCGAGGAGAAUUGCUCCGCAGACGCGCCGAGGGCAGCUAGGAGACUGGAGCUGGGUGUUUGUACCUGUCACUGGCUGGCGACCCUCCCUCCCAGC